Spea bombifrons (plains spadefoot toad) is the source of this 677-nucleotide messenger RNA. Its product is annotated as regenerating islet-derived protein 4-like. Gene Ontology annotation, molecular function: signaling receptor activity. The coding region runs from base 84 to 572 and encodes 162 amino acids. Lineage: Eukaryota; Metazoa; Chordata; Amphibia; Anura; Pelobatidae. The record is from RefSeq and is a predicted model, not a curated record. The transcript has 5 exons.
AUAAAAGCAAGAACAGAAAGCUUACUGGAGAUUUUUGUUCUCAAGAGCAAGUACCCAACCUUCAAGUAAAAGAGAGAUACACAAUGACAUGUUCCUCUGUGGUCAUCGUGAGUAUAACAGGAUGUCUUAUCCUGACAGUGGGGUUAACUAAGGGUGCCUCUGUCCGAUCCUCGUGCCCUCCUGGCUGGUUCUUCUACAGAUCACAUUGUUAUGCCGUGAGUAAAAGCCCAGCAUCUUGGGCUGAUGCAGAGUAUGAGUGUGGAAGCUAUGGACAUGGAGCACACCUGGCCUCUAUUAUGGACGAUGCCGAAGGUGCAAUCAUUGCAAGCCAUGUGUCAGCCAAUCAGGAUACAGAAGGAGUGUGGAUAGGCCUACAUGAUCCUGAGAAGAAUGGACGCUGGAAGUGGACUGAUGGAUCCAUGUACAGUUAUGCAGCCUGGAAAGCGGGUGUGCCAGACAAUGCAAAAGGGAAAGAGUUCUGUGCUGUACUUGUUAGUGGUUCCAAGUAUAAGAAAUGGAACGAUGUUGGGUGCGGAGCUCUCCGGAACUAUGUCUGUAAAUUCCAUCCGUAACCUGGCCCCUGUCAUAUAGCCACAAGGCCCACAACUAUAUACCUCUAUUCAUCAAUUCAACUUUGUCAAAUGUAAUGCUAACGAAUCAGUUUCACACACAAUAUG